Dichomitus squalens LYAD-421 SS1 is the source of this 336-nucleotide messenger RNA. RefSeq lists its product as uncharacterized. The coding region runs from base 1 to 336 and encodes 111 amino acids. The transcript has a single exon. NCBI's taxonomy places the organism in Eukaryota, Fungi, Basidiomycota, Agaricomycetes, Polyporales, Polyporaceae. The record is from RefSeq and is a predicted model, not a curated record.
AUGGACAACCUGCGGCAGACAGUCGAGGAAUUUGACCAGUGGUCUGAUGAUACACUCGAGGAGUUGGCCCGACUGGGCAAGGGCGUGUGCGGCGCGGUGUACAAGGUGCGCGACCGCCGGAUGAACGUGGUGAUGGCGCGCAAGGCGAUCACGACUCUUGAGGCCCUGACAAAAGAGCUGCUGCGUGAGGACGUGCAUUUCCCGAGGGACUCGAGCGAGCCGCCCUCCCAGUACUCCAUGAGCACCUUGAACUUGCUGCUGCUCGGACUGGUGUACGCGCCGCAGAAGUACACAAUGUUAGCGUGCUUUGGUGAAGCGCGAAAGUCGUGGAGGUAG